GAAUGGACGGUGAUAAAGCCGGCUGUGAUGGAAAUCGGCUGUGAUGUACUACUUUCCUUACUUUCCUUUCCUUCCGCUCUCCUUGAUCCAAACAUUAUGUUACUUGCCACACAAAAUCAGUCCAAAAGGCAAAGAAAAGAAAAGAAAAAUAGAAAGAAAACUGCACGUUACCUCACUAUAUAAACAGAACCAAAACUCCCAAAACAAAAAGGAAAAGAUAGAAACAAGAGAGAAUUUUCGUUUCUUUAUUUAUUUGUUUGUUUGUUUUAUCCGAUAAGGCGCAUAUAGAGCGAGGGAGCAAUGGGGAGUGAUAGCAAGACCAAUGGUAGUAGCGGCGGCGAUGGUGGCGGAGGACAGAUACCGGUGUCGGUGAAGAAAGUGUUGCAGAACCUUAAAGAGAUUGUUAAUAAUAACUUUACGGACUUGGAGAUCUACGCCGUCCUUAGAGACUGUAAUAUGGACCCUAACGACGCCGUUCAACGCCUCCUCUCUCAAGAUACUUUUCAUGAGGUGAAAAGCAGACGUGAAAGAAGAAAAGAGAUGAAAGAGACACAAGAACUAAAAGCUCGAGCUAACAAUGGUACGUCUAAUCAUGGUGUUAGAGGUGGUGGUGAACAUUCUUUUGGGCGGAGUGGAUCAGUGCAAAUCAGCUCCAAUGAGCUUGGUAAAGCUGCAUACAGGAAAGAGAAUGGCACAUUUGCUUCUAUUCCCUAUUCUGCUUCUUCAACAUUUUGUGAAACCAGACAAACCUGGAAUGAGCAAUCUUCCUCUCGAAGCAAUUCUUUUAAUGCUGAUAAUAGAAGACAAUCAAUAGGAACACGUGAUAUGAUUGAUUCAUCUUUGCAACCAUCUCCUGGAUCACAAUCUACUUGGGUGGGGGCCACCUUGGAACACGUUACUAUGGCUGAUAUCGUAAGAAUGGGUAGGCCACAUAGCAAAGGCUCACAAAUGCUUUGUGAAACAUCUUUUACCGCUCAAGAUGCUGUUCCACCAAACUCAGCCAUCUACCAAAUGAAACCUUCCCUUGCCAAUUCACCUUCAGAGUUGGGAACACACCUAGAUUUGCAUUCUUCAGAUUUGAACAUGACUAGUGAAUCUGGGAAGAAAUUUAGUCAGCAUGAUUUAGAUGAUGAAUGGCCUGUGAAUGAGCCAAUAACAGGUUCGAGUGACAUUGGUGCUAAAAUGUAUUCUAAUCCAUCUUACUCACAUAGUAACAGAGCUAACUUGUCAAGUAACUGCUGGGCAGACAAUAUUCUAGUAUCAGAGAGCAAUGUUGCUGGGGAGAAUCUUAGUUCUGAAUCUUCUGAUCAUGUCAGCUCUGCUCAAGCAUCUAAUAAAAAAAUACUUAUGAAUCAUUCUGGAGGAACAUUUGAACAUGAUGAUGACCUGUGUAAGGAUACAGGUUCAUGUGAUUCCUAUCGGCAAAUCUAUAAUCACCAGGGAGGUAAACUUUCAGGAAUAGGCAGAGGUUCUAAUAUAUCUGUUCCAAAUCCUACUGCAUCUUUGUCUGAUGAUGCCAUCAAAGCUGUAUCAUCAGCUAUGAUGAACUUACAACAGCUAAAUUUAGGGAAGGAAGAGCAGGCAGUGACUCAUGCAGAGACUCCAGUGGAGGAUAACCAUGGACUGGUGCUUCCAAAUUAUUUACAAGCCUUUUCUGCUGACUGCUCACAUUUGAGCUUUGGUACCUACAAAUCUGGCAAGAGUACAGCAUUGUCCCAGCCACAAGCAUCCAGUUCCUUGACAAAUGACUUGGAAGGGACGUUGACAACAUCAAAUGAUCCAUCCUCUAUGCAUUUAAACUCUAGGAACUUGGUAUAUCAUGAUGAGGAGCAGCUUGAAUUUGAUAUUGAUACUACUAGAGCAACUGCAAAUGCUAGGAAAUAUAAUUCACCCAAAUUUUCGCAGGCAGAGCUUAGGAAACUAGACAUUCCUGAUGAAGCAACCCAUGGGAAUGAUUACGUCUCCCAUUUGUCAAUACCUGGUUCUAGUUUCAAGAACAUCCAACAAUUAAGUUCUGCUUUGUCUUAUGUGAAUGACCCAAAUGCUAGGAAGCUUCCUACUUUGCCAAGUGAAGUGGAAUCAUAUCCAAACUCUAUACCUAGUGAUUUAUUGACAGCAACUAUUCAGUCUAUGAAAGCUAGAGAUUCUGCAGCAUUGCUUGCAUCACAUUCAAUUUCAAUCCAGCAGUUCUGCAUCUUCCAUUAAGAACCCAAAUGCAUCCAUGUCUGAGGUUUUAAAUUCUGGAGCCUUUUCUGUAUCCGACCCAUCCUCACAAGCCCUGCACGAUGCCAACAUCGCCACUGGUUCUGUACUUACGGAGCAUUUGUCAGCACAUUCUUAU
Durio zibethinus is the source of this 2341-nucleotide messenger RNA. NCBI's taxonomy places the organism in Eukaryota, Viridiplantae, Streptophyta, Magnoliopsida, Malvales, Malvaceae. The record is from RefSeq and is a predicted model, not a curated record.